Messenger RNA from Monoraphidium neglectum, 456 nucleotides. RefSeq lists its product as hypothetical. The record is from RefSeq and is a predicted model, not a curated record. The transcript has 4 exons. Bases 1 to 456 code for a protein of 151 amino acids. Lineage: Eukaryota; Viridiplantae; Chlorophyta; Chlorophyceae; Sphaeropleales; Selenastraceae.
AUGCUGCGCGCCCUUGCCUCCAGCCCGCUGCUGGCCGCGGCGCCCGCUGCCGCCGCCACCGCCGCGCGCCCGCUGGCGGUGAUGCUGCGCCCCUUCUCAUCAGAGGGCAAGGAGGCUGCAGGAGAGAUGGUAAAGGAGACAGCAAAGGAGUUUAAGAAGGACGGCAGUGUUGGGUCCCAAUUCGAGGCGGACGGCGCCAUCGGUGGCAAAGUCCAGGAGAUGGUCGACAAGGGUGCCCUGCCCAAGGCCUUCUCGAAGGACGGCAAGAUCGGGCAGCAAUUCACGUCGGAGGGCAACGUCGGCGGCACUGUGGAGCGGGCGGCAGAGAAGGAGGAGCACAUGGGGGAGAAGAUCAAGCGGGACGCGGAGCGGCAAGGCGCGCCCGCGCAGAGGGAGGCAAACGAGCGGUCGUCGGUGGCGCAGCCCGGCGUGGACGGGCGCAACAGCGACGUAUAG